AGCUGCGCUUCUUUUUCAAUUCAACGGAUACUAUUCUCUCCCACCAUACCUCAGAACCCAAAUCUGUCCUCUUCUUCACUUCACAUAGAGGCUCUUGUGAUCAAUUCAAGGCGUUUACGUCUCUCAUUUCCUCAAGAAAGUCAUCAGAAUGGCCAACGUCAAGGAGGUCGAAUUCAAGCCGUUCACCGACCAGAAGCCUGGCACAUCAGGUCUUCGAAAGAAGGUCACCGUCUUCCAGCAGCCUCACUACAGCGAGUCCUUCAUUACCUCAAUCCUCUUGUCCAUACCCGAAGGUGUAGAAGGUGCUUUCCUUGUCAUUGGCGGUGAUGGACGAUAUUGGAACCCGGAGGUUAUGCAACUGAUUGCAAAGAUCGGUGCUGCAUAUGGCGUCAAGAAGUUGGUCAUCGGACAAAAUGGCAUUCUUAGCACACCUGCUGCCAGCCAUGUCAUCCGCAUCCGCAAAGCCACCGGCGGCAUCCUCCUGACCGCCAGCCACAAUCCAGGUGGUCCCAAGGCCGACUUUGGCAUGAAAUACAACCUGUCCAAUGGAGCUCCGGCGCCAGAAACCGUCACAAAUAGCAUCUUCGAAAAGUCCAAGUCUCUCACCUCCUACAAGAUUGCCGACAUCCCUGACAUCGAUCUCGAUCAAAUUGGCACCAAGAAGUAUGGAGACCUCGAGGUUGAGAUCAUUGACUCUACUGCCGACUAUAUUACCAUGCUGAAGGACAUCUUCGAUUUCGACCUCAUUCGUUCUUUCUUCAAGUCCCAGCCCGAUUUCAAGGUCCUGUUCGAUGGCAUGUCGGGUGUCACUGGUCCGUAUGGCGUUGCAAUCUUCCAGAAAGAGCUUGGUCUAGGACCCAACAGCACUCAAAACUGCUCACCUAGCCCAGACUUCAACGGUGGCCACCCAGAUCCCAACCUGACCUACGCCCAUGAUCUGGUUGCAAGAGUGGACAAGGAAGGUAUCCAUUUUGGUGCAGCCUCGGACGGAGAUGGUGACAGAAACAUGAUCUAUGGCAAGAAUGCUUUCGUCUCGCCGGGUGAUUCGUUGGCCAUCAUUGCUCACUACGCCGAGAAGUAUAUCCCGUACUUCAAGAAGCAAGGUGUUUACGGUCUCGCACGAUCCUUCCCAACUUCCGCAGCUUUGGACCUGGUGGCUAAGAAGCGGAACUUGCCACUCUACGUGGUGCCUACCGGCUGGAAAUUCUUCUGUGCCUUGUUUGAUGCCAACAAAAUGUCCAUCUGUGGUGAAGAGUCAUUCGGCACUGGUUCAAACCACAUUCGAGAGAAGGAUGGUGUUUGGGCCAUCACGGCUUGGUUGAACAUCAUUGCGGGGGUUGGCAAGGAGACUGGCGUGUUCCCCUCCAUUGGUGAGAUUCAAAAGGAAUUCUGGCAGGAGUAUGGCCGUGUGUACUUCACCCGCUACGACUACGAGAAUGUCAGCAGUGAAGGCGCCGGCGAUAUGAUCAAGUUGCUGGAAGAGAGGAUUGCAGACAAGGGUACCGUUGGCUCUGAGCUCUCCGGUCGCAAAAUCACCGAAGCCGGCAACUUUUCGUAUACUGAUCUCGAUGGCUCUGUAUCGAAAAACCAAGGUAUCUACUUCAAGUUUGAUGACGGUACCAGAGUCGUCGUCCGCUUGUCGGGUACAGGUAGCAGUGGGGCAACCAUUCGACUCUAUGUUGAGAAGCUCGAAGAAGACAAGAGCAAAGUCGACCAAGAUACACAGACUUACUUGAAGGGUGCUGUCGGACUCGCAAUCGACCUACUGCAACUCCAGAAGUUCAUUGGCAGAACGGAACCAGAUGUCAAGACCUAAGCGCGGCCGACUUCUUGUCCGAUCUCACUUUUGGGGCCCAGCUUCCAUUUCACCCACACAGAGCAGGGUUCUGCAGAAUUGUAAAUAGAGGUAGGCAGCAAGAGAUGCCAAAAUAUGAUGCAACCUUUGACUAUGUCGCAACAUGCCUUCGUCUCCUUUCCAGGCCAAGUUUCUCUGGCCAAAUCUGACGAUCAGCAGGGCACAGCCUCGGAGUUCAGAUAAACCUUGACCACUAUCCGAAACAAUACUCUUUCGCCAAUCUGAUCAAGAACUGGGUGCUAGCUUGGCCGCAGGUCUCAACAAAUGCUGACGACCUCUCGAUCCACCAUGUUGACUUGUCUUUGCCGAUCUUCAGAGUGACACAGCCUCGCCCUUGGCAGAGGAGAAAGUGGAUUGGUCAAAGGUGGUCAAAGGCAGUUGAUGGUCCAGUUAAACUAUGCCACCAUACUUGAUUGGGCCCGAUCUACGCCAGGAUCUAGGAAGCAAAGGACACGCCCAGCCUUGGCCGGAUAGAUCAGUUACAUCUUGUCCUACUUGGGGAGAUAAUGUGGUCUUCCUCCUACAAUCCCUUAUCAGAUACUGAGAGGGGACGCACGAAUGAUUGAUUCAAUUGACGCUCCGGAAAUUGGACUAUGAAAUGAACAGACACUGGGCAUCGGACUAUUUGCAGUGCUUGCCUGCCGAGACGUCGGACCGCUGAAGCUUAGGGAAGUCACUGUCCUCAGCCCCCGGUGAGUCGUAGAAUAUCAGGUACAACUCAUCCUAUCACGAAGCCUCAUGAUGGGAGCUGGGUGGCCCGGGUGCCCACAUAUUGUUGAAACCACAGACAGCCGAGCACAGCUAUCCUCGCACCUCAGUGAAGCUGUGACACUGCAACAAACAUAAUGUGGGCUAUACCCACAUCAUCUGUCUGCUUGGCUUGUCCUCCUGGCCGUGCAGACAUUGAAGUCUGCUCCUUUCUUAUCUGGACGAGCAGCCCAAAGGAGCGAGGUUUGAUGUCCUUGUUUCUUUACAUGUAUGCAGCUUCCCUCGAAGAAGUCAUACAAAGGACUCGAGGA
Exophiala xenobiotica is the source of this 2874-nucleotide messenger RNA. Its product is annotated as phosphoglucomutase. The transcript is spliced from 3 exons. Gene Ontology annotation, cellular component: cytosol. Gene Ontology annotation, biological process: carbohydrate metabolic process. The record is from RefSeq and is a predicted model, not a curated record. NCBI's taxonomy places the organism in Eukaryota, Fungi, Ascomycota, Eurotiomycetes, Chaetothyriales, Herpotrichiellaceae. Gene Ontology annotation, molecular function: phosphoglucomutase activity; magnesium ion binding. Bases 149 to 1816 code for a protein of 555 amino acids.